Molecule: messenger RNA, 1356 nt
Organism: Cokeromyces recurvatus
Lineage: Eukaryota; Fungi; Mucoromycota; Mucoromycetes; Mucorales; Mucoraceae
Product: glucose-6-phosphate dehydrogenase
Exons: 2
Coding region: 1-1356 (451 amino acids)
Biological process (GO): glucose metabolic process; pentose-phosphate shunt, oxidative branch
Cellular component (GO): cytosol
Molecular function (GO): glucose-6-phosphate dehydrogenase activity; NADP binding
Source: RefSeq, a predicted model, not a curated record
AUGGAUCACGAUCAAUUUAUCGAGCGUGUUACUCAAUAUAUAAAAAGAACAAAGACAGUUGAUGAAGGAGAAAGAAAAUUGGAAGAAUUUAAAAAGAUUUUAACUUAUUUACCAGGACACUAUGAUGAAGAUGCUUCGUUUAUCAAGUUGGAUGAGGCUAUUCAUGAAAGUGAAGAAGAACGAGGGAUUGAGAUGGGCAAGAGGCAUCGUGUCUUCUAUAUGGCCCUACCUCCAUCUGUCUUUAUUCCUGUUGCAAAAGGUUUAAAGAAAAACGUCUAUGCUAAAGAAGGUCUUAAUCGUAUUGUGAUUGAAAAGCCAUUUGGUCAAGAUAGUGCAUCCUCUGCUCAUCUUGCAAAGGAAUUAGCCACUUGUUUUACAGAAGAAGAAACUUUCCGUAUUGAUCAUUACCUUGGGAAAGAAAUGGUGAAAAAUGUCAUGAUGGUUCGAUUUGCAAAUAUUUUCUUUUCUCAAAUUUGGAAUCGUAUGAAUAUUGAUAACAUUCAAAUUACGUUUAAAGAACCUUUCGGAACAGAAGGACGUGGUGGUUAUUUUGAUGAAUUUGGCAUCAUUCGUGAUGUGAUUCAAAAUCAUUUAUUACAAGUAUUAUCUUUGAUUGCAAUGGAACGACCUGUUGGUACAGAUGCUGAAUCCAUACGUGAUGAAAAAGUAAAGGUGCUCAAGUGUAUUUCACCCAUUUCGAUUGAUGAUGUACUUCUUGGACAAUAUGUAGGUGCUAAUGGGAAGCCUGGUUAUCUUGAAGAUGAUACAAUCAAAAAUAAAGAUAGUUUAACACCUACAUUUGCUGCUUUAGUCUUACAUGUUCAAAAUGAACGUUGGGAGGGUGUUCCGUUUAUCUUAAAGGCAGGCAAGGCUUUAAAUGAAGCAAAAGUCGAGGUUCGUAUUCAAUUCCGUAAUGUGGCUGGUAAUCUCUACAAGAACGCUGCUCGUAAUGAGCUUGUUAUGAGAGUUCAACCGGAUGAAGCAGUUUACAUCAAGUUUAACAACAAACAACCUGGCCUUUCAUAUCAAACUAUUCAAACUGAACUUGAUUUGACCUAUCAUAGUCGAUACUCUGAUUUAUCUAUUCCUGAUGCUUAUGAAUCUUUAAUUUUAGAUGUCUUGAGAAAUGAUCAUAGUAACUUUGUUCGAGAUGAUGAAUUAGAAGCUGCCUGGAAGAUUUUCACACCACUACUGCAUAAAAUCGAUGCACACGAUAAAGAUAUUCAUAUCACAAACUAUGAAUAUGGUUCAAGAGGUCCAAUGGAAUUAGAUGCAUUUGUAAAAAAGUAUGGAUAUGAUCGUUCUAACAUUAAUUAUAAUUGGCCAAUUCAAAGUGUUGCACCUCAAAAGAAUUAA